GGAUUCAUCAACACCAUCGCCGUAUAAGUGCGACACGCAGUCCUUCAGAACUCUUUUUUGCUCAAGAAUUUGUCUCGAAGUAGACGGGAACCACAGUACCAAAAUGGCAUCAUAUAAACCAUCAUCAGAGAUUAUCCCGUUCGCUAAGGCGACGGAGAUCAAGAGGCUCGAUGCCAACACCUACCAAGCGAACCUAGUAGACUCGUUCUGCAUCGGGGCCGUCCCCAACGGCGGCUACGUAGCAUCAUGUAUCCUCCAAGCCGCCAUCAUCCACGGCACCUCCCGCUCCCCUUCCAACCCCCAACCGCACGUCAUGAACGCUCACUUCGAGUACCUCAACCGCACCCAAGUCGGUCCCGCAACCAUCCUCAUCGAGGACGUGAAACCUGGUCGUCAACUAACCACCCUACACGCCACUUUGUACCAAGGCAAUUCGCACCAAGACGACACCUCCACCUCUAACUCUGACCUCCUCCCAACAAAAACCCUUGGCAACAUGAAGAAACGCGUAACCGCCUACCUAGUAAUGACCAACCUCUCCUCCCUCACCGGUCUCUCACUCAACACGCAAUUCACCCUCCUCCCCCCUCCCCUCGUCCCCUCCUCCUCGCCCUCCCAAAACCCCGAUUUCUCUCUACUCAAACAAGACCGCGACCCCCACUGGACCACCAUCCCUUCUUUACUACCCUUGGGGUCCGAAUCCGGAUCCGGAUCCAGCUACAUCCGAGCUCUACAAAACACCCACUUCUACAUUCCACGACGGGGCCAGGUUCGUAAAUCCAUCAUCGACAUCUGGAUUCGGUUAUCGUCAGGCGAAAACUUCACCAAUGCAUCGCUGGGGUACGUGAGUGAUUGCUGGCCGUAUGUCGUGGAGGCUUAUCGCCCUAGGAGCAAAGAAGAAGAGGAAAACAACGCAAAGGAGGAGGAGGAGGAGGACGGGGUUGGAUUCAAACAUGAUGCGAAGCAUUGGUAUCCUACGGUGGUGAUGAAUGUUGAGCAAAAGAAGGCUGCACCGGAAAAGGGAAAGGAAGAAGAGGGCGGCGGCGGGUGGGAGUGGUUGAGGAUGAGGGUGUCAAGUAAGGAGGUUAAGGGCGGGAGGUUUGAUUUGGAGGUGCUGGUGAUGGAUGAAAAGGGGGAACUGGUGGUGGUGAGUAAUCAUGUUGGGUUGGUGUUGGGGAGUGAGAGGAAUUUGGCGGGGAGGGGGAAGGGGGGGAUGAAAGGGCAGAGUAGGAUUUGAUGGGAUGGUCGUGAGGGUGGUGAUGGUGGUGAUGAGGAUGGGAAUGGUGUUGUGAGUGGAUAUGUGAAGGAAGGCAUACGUGUUGAGGAGUUUUUCGGGUGAAUGUUGAUGUUCGGAGAUAAGGGAUAUCUGGUUGUGUUGGCGACGGUGCUUCUCGGAGUCGCAUAUCUCUCAAAGUCCGGCACAAAUACCAAACAGCAUCUUUGUCAGAACUGUCGAUGUAAACAAAUCACAUGAUUGUUCGUGGCCUGCGCUGACAUUAGCUGAACUGAUCCAUCAGAAAUAUACGAAACCUAUCCAUGACACA
Molecule: messenger RNA, 1544 nt
Organism: Neurospora crassa OR74A
Lineage: Eukaryota; Fungi; Ascomycota; Sordariomycetes; Sordariales; Sordariaceae
Exons: 2
Coding region: 104-1237 (377 amino acids)
Source: RefSeq, a predicted model, not a curated record